This is a messenger RNA of Dentiscutata heterogama, 129 nucleotides long. The record is from the annotation of a GenBank genome assembly. Lineage: Eukaryota; Fungi; Glomeromycota; Glomeromycetes; Diversisporales; Gigasporaceae.
UCAAUCGAUGCAUAUUUAGAAGAUCUUGAACAAGAUGUUGUUGAUUUAGCAUGUGAUGCAGCUAUUUUUGCAAGAACAAAAAUGUAUAAAAAUAACAACUUAGCUUGUAGAUUUAUCCUUGAGCAAUAG